Messenger RNA from Schistosoma turkestanicum, 1092 nucleotides. Lineage: Eukaryota; Metazoa; Platyhelminthes; Trematoda; Strigeidida; Schistosomatidae. The record is from the annotation of a GenBank genome assembly.
AUGGGGAUACUUGAUAAGAUUGCCGAUAUUGAGAAUGAAAUCGCUAGAACACAAAAAAAUAAAGCGACGGAGUACCAUCUUGGUUUGCUGAAAGCUAAGCUCGCGAAGUAUCGCUCCCAGCUAUUGGAGACACAAAAUAAAGCCACCAAAGGUGAAGGAUUCGAUGUUAUGAAAUCAGGUGAUGCCCGCGUAUCCUUAAUUGGCUUCCCUUCCGUUGGGAAAUCAACACUUUUAAAUGCCUUGACUUCGACACACAGUGAGUGCGCAUCAUAUGAGUUCACAACUUUGACAUGCAUACCGGGCGUUAUCGAGUAUAAAGGCGCUAGCAUUCAGUUAUUGGAUCUUCCAGGAAUAAUAGAAGGAGCAUCACAAGGAAAAGGACGAGGACGUCAGGUGAUUGCCGUUGCUCGAACAGCUGAUCUCGUACUUAUGAUGCUUGAUGCUACCAAGCCAGACGUCCACCGAAAGUUACUUGAAAACGAGCUAGAAGCUGUGGGUAUUCGUCUGAAUAAAUCCAAACCAAAUAUUUAUUUCAAGCAAAAGAAGACUGGUGGAUUAAAAAUCACGUCAAUGGUUCCUUUAACAAAAAUAAACGAAAAAAUGACUCAAAUGAUAUUACAGGAAUACAAAAUAUUUAAUGCAGAAGUCAUCUUUCGAGAAGAUUCCACACCGGAUGAAUUUAUCGAUGUAGUGGUUGGUGGUCGAGUAUAUCUAGCUUGUCUUUAUGUGUAUAAUAAAAUUGAUCAAAUAUCACUCCAAGAAGUUGACAGAUUAGCCAGACAACCUCAUUCAGUUGUUGUUAGUUGCAACUUGAAGCUGAAUUUGGAUUAUCUGCUAGAAAAACUUUGGGACUAUUUAAAUUUAAUUCAAGUAUUCACUAAAAAACGUGGACAAAAACCAGAUCUUGAUGAAGGAAUUAUAUUACGAAAUGGUUCAACAGUGGAACACAUUUGCCACUCAAUUCACAGAUCCUUAGCAUCGCAGUGCAAAUGUGCUCUUGUGUGGGGGACCAGUGUUAAAUUCAGUCCACAACAUGUUGGGUUGAAUCACGUUUUGCAUCAUCAUGAUGUUGUGCAAAUUGUAAAGAAAUAA